This is a messenger RNA of Balaenoptera ricei (Rice's whale), 4168 nucleotides long. It is a transcript of the gene MTMR1, whose product is annotated as myotubularin related protein 1. The coding region runs from base 167 to 2275 and encodes 702 amino acids. Gene Ontology annotation, molecular function: phosphatidylinositol-3,5-bisphosphate 3-phosphatase activity. Lineage: Eukaryota; Metazoa; Chordata; Mammalia; Artiodactyla; Balaenopteridae. The transcript is spliced from 18 exons. The record is from RefSeq and is a predicted model, not a curated record. Gene Ontology annotation, biological process: phosphatidylinositol dephosphorylation.
AGGCCUUGUGGGUAACGCGGGGCGCCAGGUGACAGCUAAUGGCGGCGGCCGCCUGAGCCGGGCGGGCGGCAGAUCGGGGCCGCCAGAGGCGCGCGGCUGGACCUUCCGGGGCGCCGCUCCCCUCCCGACGGCGGCUUCCCUGCGGCGGCGGCGGGCUCGGCGCGCCAUGGACAGGCCAGCGGCGGCGGCGGCGGCGGCGGCGGCGGGGGGCGGCGAGGGCGGCGGGGGCCUGGGCCCGGGGCCGGCGGGCGGCAGGAGGCCCCCUCGGGUCGCGGGGGCCCCCGCCGCCGGCUCCCGGCAGCCCAGCGUGGAGACCCUGGACAGUCCUACAGGAUCACAUGUUGAAUGGUGUAAACAGCUUAUAGCUGCUACAAUUUCUAGUCAGAUUUCAGGUUCAGUGACAUCAGAAAAUGUAUCCAGAGAUUACAAGGUUCUCAGGAGGCCUGAUACAAGGAAUAUUCAUAAAACAAGACAAAGAUUGGAGAUUCAGGAAGAACACAAGGGCUACCCUUCUGAAGCUGAAGCUGAUCAGGCGCUAAGGGAUGGAAAUAAGCUGGCACAGAUGGAAGAGGCACCCCUUUUCCCAGGAGAAUCAAUCAAGGCCAUUGUGAAAGAUGUCAUGUAUAUCUGCCCAUUUGUGGGAGCAGUGAGUGGCACCCUGACAGUGACAGACUUUAAGAUGUACUUCAAGAAUGUAGAGAGAGACCCGCAUUUCGUCCUCGAUGUCCCCCUGGGAGUGAUCAGCAGAGUUGAGAAGAUUGGAGCGCAGAGCCAUGGAGACAACUCUUGUGGCAUAGAGAUCAUGUGCAAGGAUAUGAGGAACUUGCGACUUGCUUAUAAACAAGAAGAACAGAGUAAACUAGGGAUAUUUGAAAACCUCAACAAACAUGCAUUUCCUCUUUCCAAUGGGCAGACACUCUUUGCAUUCAACUAUAAAGAAAAAUUUCCAGUGAAUGGAUGGAAAGUUUAUGAUCCAGUAUCUGAAUAUAAAAGACAGGGCUUGCCAAAUGAGAGUUGGAAAAUAUCCAAAGUAAACAGUAAUUAUGAGCUCUGUGACACCUACCCCGCCAUCAUUGUCGUGCCAACUAGUGUAAAAGAUGACGACCUUUCAAAAGUGGCAGCGUUUCGAGCAAAAGGCAGAAUCCCGGUGUUGUCAUGGAUUCAUCCAGAAAGUCAGGCAACGAUUACCCGUUGCAGCCAGCCGCUUGUGGGUCCCAAUGAUAAACGCUGCAAGGAAGAUGAGAAGUACCUGCAAACGAUCAUGGAUGCUAAUGCGCAGGCCCACAAACUCAUCAUCUUUGACGCCCGGCAAAACAAGGUCGCCAGCACCAACAAGGCAAAGGGUGGGGGCUAUGAAAGUGAAAGUGCAUACCCAAACGCAGAACUCGUGUUCCUGGAGAUCCACAACAUUCACGUGAUGAGAGAGUCGCUGCGAAAACUGAAGGAGAUCGCGUACCCGGCCAUCGACGAGGCGCGGUGGCUGUCCAACGUGGACGGGACGCACUGGCUGGAGUACAUUCGGAUGCUUCUUGCUGGGGCAGUAAGAAUUGCUGAUAAAAUAGAAUCUGGGAAAACCUCGGUGGUGGUGCACUGCAGCGACGGUUGGGACCGAACAUCCCAGCUGACGUCUCUGGCCAUGCUGAUGUUGGACAGUUAUUACCGCACCGUUAAGGGAUUCGAGGCUCUCAUAGAAAAGGAGUGGAUAAGCUUUGGACAUAGGUUUGCACUGCGAGUGGGCCAUGGCAAUGACAACCAUGCAGAUGCUGACCGAUCCCCUAUAUUUCUUCAGUUUAUUGACUGUGUUUGGCAAAUGACGAGACAGUUUCCUUCAGCAUUCGAGUUUAAUGAACUAUUCUUGAUUACAAUUUUGGAUCACCUUUAUAGCUGUCUCUUUGGGACUUUCUUGUGCAACUGUGAACAGCAGCGACUGAAAGAGGAUGUAUAUACAAAGACUAUAUCUUUAUGGUCUUAUAUCAAUAGCCAGCUGGAUGAAUUUUCUAAUCCCUUCUUUGUGAAUUAUGAAAACCACGUCCUAUAUCCUGUUACUAGUCUGAGUCAUUUGGAAUUAUGGGUAAACUAUUAUGUGCGAUGGAAUCCACGAAUGAGGCCUCAGACGCCCAUCCACCAGAACCUCAAGGAGCUGCUGGCCGUCCGUGCGGAGCUGCAGAAGCGGGUGGAGGACCUGCAGCGGGAGGUGGCCGCGCGCGCCUCGGCCUCGUCUGAGCGGGGCUCCUCGCCGUCACACUCGGUCACGCCCGUGCACACGUCGGUCUGACGCCGCUGCCCCUGCGGCCCGGGCGGGGCACCUGCGACUUGUCCGAUUAAGGCCCGUGCCCGCCACGUCUCAACGGCGCUUUCCACCAGUGACCGACCGUGUGCUAGGGGACAGCGUAAGUGCUGUUGUGUCGUCAACACCCUUUUCCCUCCUGCCGGCGCCUUCCCAGGGCCGAGUGGGGGACACUCGAGCGAGCGGAACGCAGGGCUCAGGCUCAAGGUGGGGAAUCCUCGUGAAAAGCCACCCCGCUCCCCUAGUGGCCACGUGGCAGCCCCGUGGCUCCUUCCAGCUCUCCGCUCCCCCUCCAGGGCUGUUCAGUUAACUCUGUGCCGGGGAAGACAGGCCGUCACCGUCUUCCCCAGGGCCUCCUCGCGCCAGGGGUCCUCCGGUACCACUUCUUGUUGUGUACAUAUAAGGUAUUUUUAAAAAAGAGAAACAUGCCUUUAUUUUCCUACGUCCUUUUUUUAUGUUUAGACUAGUCACCCAAGGAGGCAUCUGCUUGACGGGACUGGGUGAGGAAUUUUCAAAGCAAGCUCAUGCUAACUUUGACGUGGUACAUUUGAAGCACAAUUUGAAUGUGGCCACUUAAGGCCAUGUGUUCCGUCCUCACCCGACUCUGGGACCUGCCACUUCCUACUGCUGACAGCUCUCUGUCACAGCGGGUCUGCUCUCGCCUGUUAUCUGCUGUCUGAAAUAAUCGUUCUCGUUUUAUCGAGAUCCCUUCAACUCGGUUUAUUCCCGUCACUGCAUGUCGGUAUUUUAAAGCAACCACUGCGCUGUGACUUCAGAUGCCGAAAGCAGAGCACUCGCCUCCCUGCGUUUCCUCAUCUCAGAGCCACUCGGGCCUCUCCUCCCCAUCUCACACCUUCACUCACCGGCUGGGCUCUGGGACUCCAUCAGUCUGGGCAGGAAUUAAUUGACCGUCAGCUGGUUCAUCCACUAGAGCUAGAGCUCUGAGCUGCUCCGCGUGGCGCGUCAUGCAGAAUCUUGCACAUUUGCGCCCCACCCUCCUCCUCCUUCUGGUGCCCAGGGCCGCGCCCAUUCCUGCCAGCCCCGCCUGGGACCCCAGCGCUGCAGGAAUUAAGCUGGCCUUUGAGUGGGGGGAGCUCAUCGGGUCAGACCUGCAUGCAACUGCCUUGUAGUAUCUGGUUGGUUUCAAAUUCCUGGAUGCUACCCAGAGCCCUACACAGCGACCUGAUUUUUGACGUCAUUCUUAAAGGUUUCUCACACUCAGAUACUUAGAGAGGAGAUGGUUUCAACUUGGAACCUUCUGAUUCUUACAGAAAAUUAUCUGGUAUCUGUAAGGUAUCAAAUAUUUAUUCGAGGUAAUUUGAUAACCUAAAAUCAGUUCUCCAUUUUUAUCAUCUGGGGGAUUUGCUUCUAAACUGUGUUUUAAUUGACAUAACUUUUGAUUCAUGCUUCCCACAUAGCUGAAACCUUAUUUAUGAAGGGAUAAACUGGAUUAUUCAUUGACAUACUGAUUUUUUUAAAUGGGGACCCAUUUUUUCCCCAGAAAUAUCACAUAAUCCCCAGCUGCACUAAGACUGCCAACCUUGGUGUGGGCUGGAGGCGGCUUUUGACAGAGCCAGCGAAGCCAAGUGGGCCAUCCUUGCCAAUGUCAGCAUCCUGGGCCCUAGGAGGACCCCCUAGAGGCUCCCAUUCGGUUUGAAAGCAGCACAACAGAUCAUUUUCCUUUGUGUGUUCCUAGCACAGAACUGUUUCUAAAACAACUUGAAGUACAGUUUUGUUACCUAAGCACUUCUUUUUUCGGUUUUAUUUAAGUGUACUAGAAUGUAAAACCUCUAUGGUUCAGAUUUUUAAAGACUGGUGCAGUAUUUUAUUUGCGUCAUCUGAUGCACUGUAUUUCAAUCUGUAAUUAAAAUAAUGUUUGCU